Messenger RNA from Guyanagaster necrorhizus, 1287 nucleotides. RefSeq lists its product as uncharacterized. The transcript is spliced from 3 exons. Lineage: Eukaryota; Fungi; Basidiomycota; Agaricomycetes; Agaricales; Physalacriaceae. The record is from RefSeq and is a predicted model, not a curated record. The annotation marks the transcript as partial. Gene Ontology annotation, molecular function: ubiquitin protein ligase activity.
UCUUGCCAUGCUAUGUUCACCUGCAUCGUCUGCAACUCAAUCCUCACUCUUCCCAUCACCUUGCGAUGCGGCCACUCUAUAUGUGCUGCACAUGCCCCGCCCGCCUGCCCCGACCCCGCCUGCACUCCCGACACCGAGCUCAUCGUUCACCACGAUGUCACUCUCACAAAGCUUAUCACCAUCUUUCACGACGACGAUGAUAGUCGUCACGUACCACCACACUCUCUGCCCGACAAACACAACCACGACGACGACGAGAACGAUUUGCUGACACACCUCAAAACAGAGAGCGCGCGCCAGAAGGUGACCAGGCCAUCUAGUCCUCUCCUGCGCCCAUCGCACGAGUUUCCCUCAGGCAUGACUUUACGCCAAAAACGACUGCUCACAGAACUCACUUGCGAGAUAUGCUAUAUGCUACUCUACGAUCCAGUCACAACUCCCUGUCAACAUACAUUCUGUGCCAAAUGUCUCCACCGCUCACUUGAUCACUCCUCUGUCUGUCCACUUUGUCGCGCUGCGCUGCCGCCGUUCUCCUUCUUCCAGUUUCAUCCACCAAAUUACAUUAUCCUACGUGUUAUUACUACUUUUUUUGACGCUGAAUACAACGCUCGAGCUGCCGCUAUACUCCAAGCGGAACGUGACGCCCGCCUCGACACCCCCAUCUUUGUAUGCCAGCUUUGCUUCCCAGGCAUGCCUACUUUCCUCCACUUCUUUGAGCCUCGCUAUCGCCUCAUGCUCCGCCGCUGUCUAGAGUCACCUCACCGUAGUUUCGGUAUGGUAAUGUCCCCACGGCCUGGCGCGCAGAUUGACUAUGGUACCAUGCUUGAAAUAAAGAACAUACAGAUGCUCCCGGACGGACGGAGCAUGGUCGAAACUUGGGGUUCGUGGCGCUUCAGGAUCAUAGAAAGGGGGUCUCUUGACGGAUAUAUGGUCGCUAGAAUAGAGAGGUACAAUUUCACCCCAACAUCUAUCUCCAUAUCCUCUUCACCAACCUCUCUCCUCAUCUCGCACUGUCUGUCAUUUCUGACCCAUCUACACAAUCAUUCGACUCCUUGGGUCGUGCAACGUCUGUCAACUUCUUAUGGGCCACCGCCCUCUCUUUCUACCGCUCUAGCCCGUCCGGGGCCAUUUACCUUCUACGUCGCCAUCGUGCUCCCGAUUGAUGAAAGCGAAAAAGCAAAGCUGCUUCCGAUCAGGAGCGUGCGCAUGCGGCUGAGACUCUGUGUAUGGUGGAUCGAAGGCCUCAGGAGAGAGUGGUGGUUUGACCGGGGAUGUGUAAUACUGUAG